Messenger RNA from Orbicella faveolata, 2469 nucleotides. Its product is annotated as steroid 17-alpha-hydroxylase/17,20 lyase pseudogene. Lineage: Eukaryota; Metazoa; Cnidaria; Anthozoa; Scleractinia; Merulinidae. The record is from RefSeq and is a predicted model, not a curated record.
UGAAUUCUAAUUCAAACACCGCAGAUUGUGAUACUUUUUGAAAACUUUUUGGCGUGACGAGUAAAGUUUUCCCAGUUUGCUGUUUGACCUCAAAUGGGUUCUCGAGGCAUUCGCAAAGCUGUACUUCGAACCGGCGAACGGCGAGCCUUUAGAAUUCUUCAAAGAUGAUUUUGGAAAUCGCCCUAGUUUGCUCCUGUGUUAUGCUCAUCAUAUUCCUGAUCCAACGUGCUCGUGGACAGAAAGCGUUAUCUCUCGCACCUGGCCCCAGUCCCUACCCGCUGAUCGGCAACAUGCUUCGUCUGGCGGGAAAACCUGGUCACCAGGCAAUGACUGAGCUCGCUGAGGAGUAUGGGAAAAUCUUCACGCUCUACCUACCCGGCGGUCAGCGAUGUGUCGUAAUUAAUUCAAUAGAUCUGGCGCGGGAGGCGCUGCUCACCAAGCGAGACGAUUUUUCAGGAAGGCCUUCAACCUUCAUCAGCGGUUAUCUGUCUCGCGGAGGCAAAGACAUAAUUUGCGCCGACUUCACGCAAACCAUGAUUCUUCUACGAAAGAUCGCACACUCUGCACUGCGCAUGUACGGAAGUGGCUUGCAGCACCUGGAGGGGCUGAUCUGUAGCGAAGUUAGCCAAUUAGCGAAACGAAUCUCCGCGCACGAAGGCGAACCUCUUGACCCCAAGAACGACCUUCAACUAACAGUUUUGAACGUCAUCUGCGCUGUUGUUUAUGGUGAAAGCUAUGAUAUCGAAGACGAAGAAUUUCAGCGCAUAAUCGAGUACAAUGAUGAUUUUAUCAGGCUAUUUGGAAGCUAUCACAUUUUAGACUUGCUUCCGUGGCUGCGAUUUCUCCCCUUGGAAGACGUGAAAACUCUCCGCAAAUCAAGAGCCAUCAGAGAUGACAUCCUGGGUACUAAAUACCGGGAGCACAAGAAGAGAUUCGAAGAGGAUAACGCGAACAAUAACUUCGAGAUGGAGGAUUUGACCGAUGCGCUGUUGAAGGCUUACCACGAAGCCAAGGAAGAAGAUGGAAAAGUCGAGCAGCUGUUGACUGAAGAUCACAUUGUGAUGACUAUGAACGAUGUUUUUAAUGCUGGCCUCGAGACAACGGCCACCACCCUGCGAUGGCUUUUUGCCUACAUGGCCCACUACCCAGAGGUCCAAGCGCGCCUUCAUGCUGAGCUGGAUGAUGUCAUCGGCUGUGGCCGCAUGCCGUGCUUGAAAGAUCGCGGGAACUUGCCAUAUUUGGAGUCCACCAUUGCCGAGGUCCUCCGCAUUGCAGCCACCGUGCCUCUGUCGCUUCCUCAUAAAGCAACUUGCGACACGACACUUGGAGGCUAUGAUGUGCCAAAGGACACCAUGCUGAUUACAAACGUGUGGGCUAUGCAUCACGACAAAGACGAAUGGGAGAAGCCAGAAGUGUUUAACCCCGAGAGGUUCUUGGACAAAGAAGGGAAAUUUGGCAGCUCAGAAAGAAAAGUUUCUGCCGCUGGAGUUCGUAGCUAUCUGCCUUUCAGCGCUGGAAGGCGUGGUUGCCUGGGCGAGUCGCUGGCUAAGACCGAGAUGUUUUUAAUCGUUUCCAGGUUCCUACAUCAAUUCAAAAUUGAAAAUCCUCCUGAUAAACCGCUUCCUGAUCUGACAGGCCGUGUGGGCGUUGUUUUAAUGCCUGGACCCUUCGAAGUUUGCAUCAAAGAGAGAUUUUAAACAAGGAACAUAAACAAUGUAGAUAGCUUUUUUCGAGAACUGAUUUUCUUUUUAUCAGGACAGAGAAUAAUAUACUGAAUAAAUUGAAUCCUAACCCAUAUCCUGGAAACUAACUGAAGGAAAUGAUCAUAACAAGGGACAAUAUAUUAGUAUUUAACAGAUUUCAACAGUAACUCGAUAAGAAAAAUAAAUUCGAAAAACCCACCCUCUGAAUUAAAAUGGAAUAGUUCGCCACUGAUACCUCAAAUAUUGAUCGUUUUUCGUUUCAAAUGAAGUACGUAGUCCUAGGUCAAAAAGGAAUUGAACUUAGAUGAAAUCGAUCCUCCAUGAGGAGCAAGACGUAGUUCACAUUUUGGGAAUCAUAGCUCCGUUUUAAAUUCAUUUUUUCUGUAAAUCUUUUAAUUGAAACGCAAAGCUUAGGUUAAAACAAAUUUUAAAACAUUUGAGCGGAUCUGUUAAAAUUAAAUGCAUUGUAUAUACGCUAUCAAACACUUGUAUAUCUCCAAUCAAAAGGUCGCAGUAAAAUCCCUGACAUUUUGAAGCUUUUAGGGUACCGUGAAGUAGACUCAAAUGAAUUCAGUUUAUACGCUUAAAAUACAGUUUAUGAAUAUGUAUUUUAUAUUUACAACUGUACAGUAACAGAAAACGCUGCUGAGAUAUACGAAUGUUAUUUAGUCAUAAUAUUAGUUCAUAAAAGUAAACAAAAAAAACAAACAAACAAAACAGUUCCAAUAGUUCAUAUCAAUAAAAACUAUUCUUGUGAAACUAUCUA